Messenger RNA from Didymodactylos carnosus, 1542 nucleotides. The record is from the annotation of a GenBank genome assembly. NCBI's taxonomy places the organism in Eukaryota, Metazoa, Rotifera, Eurotatoria, Philodinida, Philodinidae.
AUGUCUGAUGCUGAACAACUGUCAUUGCAAUUAUUUGAUAUUGAAGCCGUUAAAUUUGGAAAUUUUACAUUAAAAAGUGGUAUUCAAUCGCCUAUCUAUAUUGAUUUAAGAGUAAUUAUAUCUUAUCCGGCUGUUCUUCGUUCUGUUUCUCAACUGGUCAAUGAUUUACUGGAAAAAUCAAACAUUGAGUGCGAUAGUAUUUGUGGUGUACCAUAUACAGCAUUACCCGUAGCAUCUGUUAUAUCUGUCGAAUAUAAUAGACCCAUGUUGAUUCGACGUAAAGAAGCAAAAAGCUAUGGAACAAAAAAAAUGAUUGAGGGCAUAUACAAGAAUAAUGAUCAAUGUUUAAUUAUUGAAGAUAUAGUGACGACUGGUUCAAGUGUUAUCGAAACAGCACAAAGUCUGAGAGAACAUGGUUUACGAGUGAAUAAUGCAAUUGUGUUCCUAGAUCGUGAACAAAAUGGAAAAAACAACUUGGAAGCAAAUGGCAUUACUUUACAUGGACGCGUGGUUCUCAAAGUUAAGUAUCGUACAGAUCAGGAUUGGGAUGAAAUGUGGGUAGACAAUAAUGAAACAUCGCUAGUACGGCACGUUAGUUAUCAUUCCAUCUGUGCUAAUAAGCAAUUUCUCGACGUUUCUAGUGUAUUAACAUUAACUGAACUAUUGCAACAUUUGCUUCGUCAUAAACGUAUUACACUUGAUUGUGUUAAUCAAGUUCAAACGUUUAUUAAGUCAAAUCAAGUUCAGUUAAAUCAGCCAAAUGUAGAUGAAAAAAGAACAGUAGUUAAAUCUAACUAUUUACCAAUCCGUGAACAUAUCAGAACAAUUAUUGAAGAAAAGAAAAGUAAUUUAUGCUUGUCAGCUGAUUUAACAAAUCUUGAUGAAAUUAUAGAAUUAUCGAAACAAGUUGGAGAUUAUAUCUGCUUGUUGAAAAUACACUGUGAUAUCUUGAAUGAUUUUACAAUGGAAAAAAUUAGACAAUUAAAAACAAUUUCAAAAGAAAAAAACUUUCUCUUAUUCGAAGAUCGAAAAUUUGCUGAUAUUGGCAAUACUGUUAGUUUACAAUAUACGAAAGGUUUAUCUCAAAUAUGUGAAUGGGCCGAUCUUGUCACUGUUCAUGCUUUGCCGGGUGAUGGUAUUCUGAAAGCAUUAGAAGAGUCGUCGAAAGAAGUAGGCGAACCACGUGGUUGUUUUUUACUUGCUCAAAUGUCGUCGAAAGGAGCACUGACAGAUGAAAAAUAUGUAAAAGCUACGGUACAAUAUGCAGAAAAAUAUCAAAAUUUUGUUAUUGGGUUUAUCGCACAAUCACGAUUAUCAACUUCGAGCAAUAUUGAUUAUAUUCAUUGUACUCCAGGUGUUCAUAUCAACAGUUCGGAAGAUAAAUUUGGUCAACAAUAUAUUUCACCUGCAGAGGCUGUUCUUCAACGUGGUGCUGAUGUAAUAAUAUGUGGACGAGCAAUACUUGAAUCUAACGAUCGCGUUCAAACAGCCAAACUAUACCAGACCGAAGGAUACAAAGCUUAUCAACAAAAACGGCAAUGA